Messenger RNA from Canis lupus familiaris (dog), 1242 nucleotides. RefSeq names its product DPY30 domain containing 2 (gene DYDC2). Gene Ontology annotation, cellular component: Set1C/COMPASS complex. The transcript is spliced from 5 exons. Lineage: Eukaryota; Metazoa; Chordata; Mammalia; Carnivora; Canidae. The record is from RefSeq and is a predicted model, not a curated record.
GGCGGGGCGCUGGGCGUCCGCGCUGGGCAUGCGCACACCCGACGCGCGCACCUACCGGCCCCGCGAGGCGCGUCCCGUCGCUAGGCAACGAGCGCGCGCCCCGGACCCAGAUGAGAAAACCAAGGCUCAGAGAGACCAAGCACCAGGAUUGGAAUUCGGUCCAUCUGUUCCUGGAGCGUGUUCAGGCUGCUGCUCUUCACCGCCACCCCUAACCUGUGCUCUAACUCAGGCUACAUGGCCUCCAGCUCCUGAGAUCUGGCUAAUAGUAAACACCAGGGCAUCAGCUCAACCUCCUGUAGUUUCUUGCUUGGGCACCCGUCUUAUCUAUGUCACAGAUGACUGUAGCUUCCAACCUCAAAAUAGCACAGCUUGCUGGGUCCUUAGAGCCCCUCUUGGGACCUCCCACCUGCUCAAUUAUUUCCUCCCUACUCAAGGGUAGAGAUGUGUGGGUCCACAAGAAUGGAAACAGAGUACCUGAAGAAGUGCUUUGGAAAUUGCCUGAGCCGGGCGCUGGCGGAUGUGGCGAAGGUUCGGCCCAGUGACCCUAUAGAGUACCUGGCUCACUGGCUUUAUCAUUACAGGAAAAUAGCUAAAGUAAAAGAGGAGGAGAGCCAAGCGAAGAUCCUGCUGCAGGAAGAAUAUGGUAAUAGCCUCAAAGAAACAGAAAUGACAGAAAUGCUGAAGCAAGAGGAGUGUCAGAUUCAACAGAAGAGUGAGAAGUCUCACAAGCCACUGAUAUCUGUAGCUAGUUCCACAAAGAAGACCGCAUUCAUGUAAGAGAACACAAAACCCCUUGAGAAGGAUGCCACGAAACAGGACUCUCUGCCAGGUACUUCCAGUAUGAUUCCAGGAAUGCCUCAAUAGAUUCCUCCUCGAGAGUCAUCUGGCCAGACUGACUGUAAUGUCAAAACUCUGCAAGAAAUAAAUUACUAGGCUUUUCAGCAUGAAAUUGCUCCCCAAAUGUAUCCUGGCUCCAAAUUUCUUUCUUAAGUUAUCAAAAAGUGGAUGAUUCUCACGAUGCUUCUCCCAAAGCUGCAAACUGAGAAAAUGGCCAGAUAGGCCCUGAAGAUGGUAACUAUGUGGAUUAAACCAAGAUUGGAGGGCUGUGGAAGGAGGUGUCAUGCCAGGACUCUCCAGCCGAAGGUCUGUUCUAGUAGCUGUGAAAACACUUGAAUCAUGUAAACAUUUGAACUACUGAUAGGAUAAAAUAAACUCAUGAGGAUUUUAAAUAAGUAACCAAAA